AUGUUCAUUUCUCUAUUGUCAUAUAUUGCAUUACUUAGCAUUGCAAUACUCAAUAAAUGGCAGUCAGUUGACGCUGUUCGUAAUCGCAAACAUCGUGAUAAUUUGAUAGAUAAUCCGAAUUUUGGUCCUCUUCCGCCUCUACCAGGUGAAGCAGGUUCACAGGUUCCAAAGAAUUGGCAAACGCAACCUGUCCCAUUCUAUGACUUCUAUCAUGACGAUGCUCGCAUACAAGAACGAGCUUUUAAAGCCUACUGCAAUAAUAUGGUAAAUGCGUUCAAAGCGAAUGAAGAAAUUGAAGCAAGAAAAGAUUAUGAAGCUAGAGAACAACAAUAUAUUUUUAAUAAACAAGCACAAUACAAUGAUAAUAUGAAAGAUCAAUGGAAGAAAGAUCGAAUGAAAUCAUUGCCAAAGAAAUGUAUUCUUUCAAGCAAGACUUUAGAAGCGUUUCAUACUUUCUGCAAUGAUCAACAAUCAAUAGCUGCCAAAAAUGAACUUGAUGCUGCCAAGCGUCUUCUGGAAGCUAGUUAUGGUCAUGCGAAAACCUCUCAACCUGAAUCAGGUGGCGCUUCGAAAUCCUCUUGA
Molecule: messenger RNA, 582 nt
Organism: Adineta ricciae
Lineage: Eukaryota; Metazoa; Rotifera; Eurotatoria; Adinetida; Adinetidae
Source: the annotation of a GenBank genome assembly